Molecule: messenger RNA, 3488 nt
Organism: Hordeum vulgare subsp. vulgare (domesticated barley)
Lineage: Eukaryota; Viridiplantae; Streptophyta; Magnoliopsida; Poales; Poaceae
Product: receptor like protein kinase S.2-like
Exons: 5
Coding region: 337-3198 (953 amino acids)
Biological process (GO): cell surface receptor signaling pathway; protein phosphorylation
Molecular function (GO): ATP binding; protein serine/threonine kinase activity
Source: RefSeq, a predicted model, not a curated record
AACCGCGCGCUGCAAACUUAUUUUUUACGCGUUGGGUCGCUGUUGAAGAUGCUCUGAUGAUGGUGCGACGCGUGAGCGUGGUCGGUCACCGAUACCCGCGUGGGGGCUUCCCGGGGAAUUUCCGGGAAGCCGCCGCCGUCUCCCCGCAAACCGCGGCCACGAAGCGGAUUGGCCAACCAACUGACGGACGCUACCUCUCCUCCUCACUCUCGCGGGCGACUUGUGGCGGCGGCUGGCGAGCCAGAGCGUCGUGUCGUCGGCAGCAGAGAAGUUUCAGGGCAACAGGGAGCAGAAGACAGGAGGAGCCAUCCAUUUAGCCUGAGUCUCGCGGUUGCCAUGGCUCUGUGGACUGGGCUGGGUCAGGCGGCGACGGUGGCGCAGCUGGUGGGCGCGGACGUCGGCGGGCUCAUCUCCAUGAUUGUGCAGGCCGCGAUGACGGCUCGGCAGAACAGGAGUGAGUGCGAGCAGCUUGCUCGUCGUGUCCUCAUGAUCGCGCAGCUGCUGCCGCACGUGCAGGAGCCGGAGGCGGCUCAGCCGCUAGCCGGGCUGGGCGACACGCUCCGGGACGCCCACGAGCUCGUCGUGUCCUGCCAGGGGAGGAGCGCAGCGUACCAGUUCGUCAUGGCCGGCAGGACGGCCGAAAGGUUCAGGGAGGUGCAGGGCAAGAUCGACUCCUACCUCAUCCUCUUCCCAGUGAUCAGCCACAUCGGCAUCACACGCCGCCUCCAACGGAUCUACAACGUCCUUGUGCCAGAUGACUCAACUAGAGAUGAACCGCCGUCUCUACUUCCACAGUCGUUGCAGCUGCAGGAGUCUACAGAGCUUGCUCGGGAGGUACUGCCGCACGGAAUUCAGGAAUUCACGUUGCCGGAGAUCAUGGCUGCCACCAAUAGCUUCGCCCCUAACACCGUGAUCGGUGAGGGCGGCUCCGGAAAGGUGUACAUGGGCAGGCUGUACGAUGGACGAAAGGUGGCCAUCAAGCGCUUCAAUAACGAUGACUACCAGGUAGAGGACUUCAACUCAGAGCUCGACAUCCUAUCACGGCUCCGACACAAACACAUCAUCUGCAUCCUUGGAUCAUGUCUGAGUGUGAGCAAGGACAAGCGCCUGUUAGUCACUCUGCAAAAGAAAAAAAGGGACCUGCUAACCAGGUGGAGAAAGGAGCAGCAAGUGCCAGAAGAGCAGGAAGGGCCAGAACAGCGGGAGAGGCUAAUCGUCUACGAGUACAUGGAGAACGGCACGCUCUCCAACCACCUGCAUCCUGAUCCAGGGGACUCCACCUUGUCGCCGGUGACGGCGUCCUGGAAGAUGCGCAUGGAUGUGCUCCUGGGUGUGUCCCGUGCCAUCGAGCACCUGCACUGUCAUGCCAACCCACCGAUCAUCCACCGGGACAUCAAAUCAGCUAACAUCCUUUUUGAUGCCAAUUGGGUGCCGCGUUUGUCCGACUUCGGCAUUUCGGUCCUCUGGGACAUGUUGACUGAGGAAUGCUUUGAGGAGCCCGGCUUUGCAGGCACAUCGGGGUACCUCGACCCUGAGUAUUUGCACACAUUUCGUGUGAAGCCGGCGAGCGAUGUGUACAGCCUGGGCGUGGUCAUACACGAGGUUUUGACAGGGAAAAGGCCGUAUUCCCGAGGAGAGGAGGAGAUGUAUAGAGAUAUGGUAUCCUUUGCACUACCCAUCAUCGAGGCUGGUAAUAUUGAGGACUUGUUGGACAGGCGACCUUUACCGGAGCCAACGCCAUGGCAGCUACAUGCGUUGAAACGUGUAGCGCAGAUUGCACGUUGCUGCGUAAGGUUGGCUGGGAAGGACCGGCCGGCCAUAUCAGACAUUGUUGCCAACCUCGAGAUGGCGCACGAGUUGAUCUGCAGGGACGAGCCAGGUUUAGUUGACGAGCCAUGUCUGUGGCCCUUUCUCAAAAAUGUUGAAGACUCACCGGACUCGCCACAUGCCAGCAACGUGUCAUCGAACUCGCCAGACUCGCCACGCCGCCUCCAACGGAUCUACAACGUCCUUGUGCCAGAUGACUCAACUAGAGAUGAACCGGCGUCUCCACUUCCACAGUCGUUGCAGCUGCAGGAGUCUACAGAGCUUGCUCAGGAGGUACUGCCGCACGGAAUUCAGGAAUUCACGUUGCCGGAGAUCAUGGCUGCCACCAAUAGCUUCGCCCCUAACACCGUGAUCGGUGAGGGCGGCUCCGGAAAGGUGUACAUGGGCAGGCUCUAUGAUGGACGAGAGGUGGCCAUCAAGCGCUUCAAUAACGAUGACUACCAGGUAGAGGACUUCAACUCAGAGCUCGACAUCCUAUCACGGCUCCGACACAAACACAUCAUCUGCAUCCUUGGAUCGUGUCUGAGUGUGAGCAAGGACAAGCGCCUGUUAGUCACUCUGCAAAAGAAAAAAAGGGACCUGCUAACCAGGUGGAGAAAGGAGCAGCAAGUGCCAGAAGAGCAGGAAGGGCCAGAACAGCGGGAGAGGCUAAUCGUCUACGAGUACAUGGAGAACGGCACGCUCUCCAACCACCUGCAUCCUGAUCCAGGGGACUCCACCUUGUCGCCGGUGACGGCGUCCUGGAAGAUGCGCAUGGAUGUGCUCCUGGGUGUGUCCCGUGCCAUCGAGCACCUGCACUGUCAUGCCAACCCACCGAUCAUCCACCGGGACAUCAAAUCAGCUAACAUCCUUUUUGAUGCCAAUUGGGUGCCGCGUUUGUCCGACUUCGGCAUUUCGGUCCUCUGGGACAUGGCGACUGAGGAAUGCUUUGAGGAGCCCGGCUUUGCAGGCACAUUGGGGUACCUCGACCCUGAGUAUUUGCACACAUUUCGUGUGAUGCCGGCGAGCGAUGUGUACAGCCUGGGCGUGGUCAUACUCGAGGUUUUGACAGGGAAAAGGCUGUAUUCCCGAGGAGAGGAGGAGAUGUAUAGAGAUAUGGUAUCCUUUGCACUACCCAUCAUCGAGGCUGGUAAUAUUGAGGACUUGUUGGACAGGCGACCUUUAACGGAGCCAACGCCGUGGCAGCUACAUGCGUUGAAACGUGUGGCGCAGAUUGCACGUUGCUGCGUGAGGCUGGCUGGGAAGGACCGGCCGGCCAUAUCAGACAUUGUUGCCAACCUCGAGAUGGCGCACGAGUUGAUCUGCAGGCACGAGCCAGGUUUAGUUGACGAGCCAUGUCUGUGGCCCUUUCUCAAAAAUGUUGAAGACUGACCGGACUCGCCACAUGGCAGUAGCGUGUCAUCGACAUGCUACUAUUCCAAUCUGGAACCUGACGUGUUGGAAAAUGGACCAUGACACCAAUGGCCCAAGGUAGGUGAUGAGUGGCCGUCAAUCGCUUCAAUCACCCCGAUGAACAUCGUGUUACCAUGCUUAGGUAACGCCCCGCUUCUUGUAAUAUAGAUGAGCUUGCUGGAGCCAGCAUUUUAAGACAAAGCUCGGGAUGGACCCCCAAUAUUAUGUAUAGUUUGCUUCUUCAUCAUCUACCCUGUUGUCUUUUUUAA